Trichobilharzia regenti is the source of this 750-nucleotide messenger RNA. Lineage: Eukaryota; Metazoa; Platyhelminthes; Trematoda; Strigeidida; Schistosomatidae. The record is from the annotation of a GenBank genome assembly.
AUCUCUUUAUUGCUCCUUUCAUCCCCACUAAAUGUAUGAAAUAAUUAUAAUGAUAAAAAUAAGUAUAAGUAUAGUAGCAUGCGAGUACUUGAAAAGAUAUUUAGGUGGUUCAAAGUUCAAUGCAUGUACACAGUUCAUCACCACCACCACCACCAACAACAACAAAAAUCAGUUUUUAAUAAUUAAAACUUCGGUAGAGAAAAUAUUAAUCAAUAUUGCAGUAACUGGUAUAACGACAGGAGACAAGGGCCAGGUAACAGAUCGUUUAUUGAGGAAAUCAAAAGAUAUUUAUAUAUUUUUAUGUACAUUAUUAUUCGUUAUUAUUAGCAGAGAAACAUCGUCUUCUGAUUGGUUGUUUUCUCACUGAAAGUUAAUCUUUCAUCCCUUGUAUCCGUUUCUUUGAAGGUCAGACCAUAUAUCUGUGAAUCGUAUCCGCCCACUCAAAGUCUUUGUUUUUCUUUUUCUCAUGACCAAGAUUUAGAAAGUAAACAUUGACGUAAAUUGCUGUCUAGCAAUUUUGGCUAUCAGACAGCUCUCACCACACCCGUCUCCUCGUCAAAGACUUUCGACUGAAGUUGAUUCGGUCUUCUUGGUUAUGGUGGCUUUGUUAGUUCGUCUUGCUUUCUGGAAUUCCGACGGUCUCUGACGUUCACCUGCUUCUCGUUUUUUACAUUUGCGAUCGUAUCUACGUAACCUCGUCUCAAAGUGACCACGUGUGGUCCUUACCACUUUGGAUGGUGUUUGCCUUAC